This is a messenger RNA of Oenanthe melanoleuca, 3740 nucleotides long. Its product is annotated as ras-like protein family member 11A-like. Gene Ontology annotation, molecular function: GTPase activity; GTP binding. Bases 816 to 1568 code for a protein of 250 amino acids. The transcript is spliced from 4 exons. The record is from RefSeq and is a predicted model, not a curated record. Lineage: Eukaryota; Metazoa; Chordata; Aves; Passeriformes; Muscicapidae.
UCUGUUUCAUAUUAUUUGCAGUCCUGCUUUAUCUGGGUCACUCCCUCCCCAGUGUUCUUCCCUCUCUGUUAUCCCCGAGAACUGAGAGCUGAUUGUAGCCAGUGCUCAGUUCCAGCCUGUCAUCCCACAGACCCUGCCAGCUGCCCUAAAACCCCGCUCAGUGUUCCUAGAGAAGCCAUUCUCUCUUCAUCCCCUCUGAAAAGACCCCGAAUCUGUCAGCAGCCCUAAAUCCCGUGUUUGUGGAGCCUGCAGUGUCCCACCCCAGCUCUUCCCUUUAGCAGUCACAGCACAAAGCAGCGGAUCAAAUGCAUCCCGGAGGAUUUUGGAAUAUCCCACAGCUGCCCUAAAGCUCUGGUGGGGGGAUGGAAAUGUGUUUGUUAUCCCGAGGAGCAGGGAGAACAACAGAGCGUGAAGCUGAAAAGGCAAGGGGACUGGACAGGCAGAACCGGAUUAUUCAAAGCAGAAUUAGGGCUGUACGGCGCUGGAAGCGCUCCCGUGACGGCUGAAAAGCCCCAAAAUGCGGGUUGGAGCAGCCAGGCAAGGGCAGCAGCGAGGGGCGAGCAGCGCUGGAUGCUGCAGGAAUGUCCCGGUCCCCUCGUGAUUGGCUGCGGGAUGCCGGAGUCAGUUUUCACGGGGGCCGAUCAAAAAGUUCCCUCGGCUCUCCAAGGGCUCUGUCUGAGCGCAGGGAUCGGCUGCAUUCCUCGGGAAAAGCUUCCUUGGGAUGAGAGGGCUUCUCCCGGCGAGGAGAGGCGGAGGGCAGAGCCGCGCUGCUGCUCCCCGGCCCCAGCCCGGCUCCGGCAGCCGUCCCCUCGGGCAUGCUGCUCAUCCCUGAGCGCACCAUGUCUCAGUUCCCCACCAGCUUCCUGCUGCUGCCCAUCCCGGAGUAUCCUGCCUUGGACUGCGCGCCCAACAAAAUCAUCAAGCUGGUGGUGCUGGGAGGCAGCGGCGUGGGCAAGACAGCCCUGGUUGUUCGCUUCCUCACAAAGAGAUUUAUUGGGGACUAUGAAGCCAACACGGGUGCUUUGUAUUCCAGGAAGUUCACCAUAGAUGGGGAGCAGAUCUCUCUGCAGGUGCAGGAUACUCCCUUUGUCUCACUGGAGGAUGACACGGACAGCAUCUGCUGCCAGGAGCAGAUAAACCGCUCCAUCUACUGGGCCGACGGCUUCGUGUUCGUCUAUUCCAUCACGGACUACGAGAGCUUCCGCCUGCUGCGGCCGCUGCACCAGCACAUCCGCAGGAUCCACCCCAACGCCAACAUCCCCCUGCUGCUCGUGGCCAACAAGGGGGACCUGCUGAGGGCCAGGCAGGUCUCCUCCAAGGAGGGGCUGCAGCUGGCCUCGGAGCUGGGCGGGACGUACAGCGAGGUGUCGGCGCGGGAGCACGGCGAGGGCGUGCACGAGGCCUUCCAGCAGCUGUGCCAGGAGCUGAGCAGGAGCAGCAGCAGCUGCAACGGGGAGAAGAGGAGAGGGCUGCACCUCGUCAGGCCCAAGUCGCCCAACAUGCAGGACUUGAAGAGGCGCUUGAAGCAGGCUCUGACUUCCAAAGGCAAAUCCGCCACCACGCUCUGAUGCGGUCGCUCAGGAUUCGUGUUUCGGAGCUCUGGGUAAAAAGGCAGCAGGCUGGGAAAAAGGGGCAUCAAUUCACUUACAGGUUGUGAGAGACUCCAGGUUGGGUGAGAGACUCUUUCACAUCUUUCUCCAAAAGCCCCUGCUCAUUCAGCAAAGGAACUCACAGAAUUUGCUCUCCGGGGCAGGGAUUUCGAAACUGUGGUUUAAAAAACGAGAUUGUCCCAAAUUAUUUCCCUUUUUUUUAUCUUUUUCUUUUUUUUUGAAAGAGGGUUUUGUUAAUGAAAUCCUACUUUUAAGAGAUAUGACUUCCUUUGGGAAUGGUUGUGUUCCCAAACACAGGCAGUGACUACAGCAGGACAUGAGGAGAGUGAUGGGAGCUGUACUGAGCAAGAGAAUGGACCAGAUCUGUUUCUUUGCAAGACUGGAAAAUAAAUGAAUUAAUUCAUUUAAAUGAAGAGCAUAAACAGUGAAAAGUAUUAAUUGAAAGAAAGAGUUCUGAGCAGUGGGGAGAGAUUUUUUCAUAUGCAAACUUAAGUCUUACAGUGUCUCUUUAAAGGGAGAUUUUUUUUAAAAAAUCACUAUUUUUUCAGAUUAUUUUUGUUUAAAAGUACAGCGACUGCCUCUGAAAGUGAUUAUUUGGGCAUAAUACAAACUUGUGGCAGCAUUUUGUAGUCAGUUUCUACAUGUCACUUCUCAUUUUUCUGAAGGUUUUUUAAAUGGCAAAAAGGAAAAAUAGAUCAGAGUGGUUUAAAACCUGACACUGAUCAAGAGCAUGGAGGUCACCUAAAAGUCUUAUUUUUUUUAAGUUAGACUUCAAAUUCAAAAUGCUUUUAAAGAAACAAAGCCUUCACACAAAACAUAUUUACAUCAUUAGGUCGGGUGGGGGGUUUUAAGAAGAAAAGGUUUUAUGAUGCCUGAAAUGCUUGGCUUGGGGAAUUCAUUAUUUUGUUGUUUGAGUUAAACCCUGAACAGCUCCCAGAGCAUCCCAGCCUGUCAGGACACAUCCCAGCAGCAGAGUCUGCUUGUGCCUCAGCACGUCCAAGGAUUUGGGCUGUAUCCCAUCAAGUGAUUUCUGGAAACAAUAAAACACCACAGAGUUCCCAGCACUCUGUUCUCAGUGAGAGUGGGGAGCCAAGGGCUUGGACCAUGUCAAAUCCAUGAUGCACCAACCUCCUCUUCAAACAGAGCAGAUGAAGAAUUCAAGGACCAUGAAAUGAAGUCAAGCUCAGUGAUUUAUACUCAGGGACACUGGAGGGAAACCCGAGUUUGAUGGAUAUGGAGAAACACUCCCAGCUGCAGUUUCAUCUGGCAAGACUGAGCUAAAUCAACCUUUUCCUCAUUAGGAGCAGCAAAAAUGCAAAUAGAGCCUGAUGAGUAUUUGUACAGCUCAGGGCUUUAAAAUUGUAUUUUUCAAUUCCCUAUAUUAGACAGCUCUAGCCAUGAUUUUAUCACCUGGAUUUGCCUUAUCUCCAGCUCACUUUCUGUUUUAUUUAUUGUUCUCCACAGCUGCUCAUCUGAGCAUGUCUUGUGUUCUGAUUCAUUUAAGAGUCUUCCAUUGCCACAAAUGCCCUGCACCUGGUUUUAAAUUCAGUUUCAAGUGGUAGUAGGAGGGGAAAAGUUGGAUCAUCCAUAAAGGGACUCAAAUUAUAUCAGGGAAUUUUUACUUUGGCUUAUGCUUGAUUAACAAUUUAAUGUUUGAGCAGUGUCAUUAAUCAUCCCAGGCACUUUGGAAUUUCAUUGUUUUAAAUUAAUAAUAACACAGCUCAAAUAUUGAAUGUAAAAAUUCAAUAGCUCAAAUAUUGAAUGUGAAGAUUCAAUAACUCAAAUAUUGAAUCUAGAGAUUCAAUGGCUCAAAUAUUGAGUCUAAAGAUUCAAUAACAAGAAAUAGAGCCGUAUGCAAGACACACAGAAACUGAAGUAUUUUUGUAUUGGAAAAGUGAUCACCAAUUUUGAAAAGCAAUUAACAAUUUUGCCACUCAAGUACUGUAUAACAAGGGCUAGAUUUGCUAAUGACAAUUUGCUGACAUUGGUCUGAAUUUGUGCUCCAGCUUGGUAGAUUUGUUUGAAACUUCCUUCAGCUCAAAUCUUUUCUGAUUUGGGAAGAAAUGUCACCAAAAUUCAAACCUGUCAAUGUUUUAGUUUUGUUAGUGUUUAAUAAAAACAUGCAAGGUC